Molecule: messenger RNA, 913 nt
Organism: Bursaphelenchus xylophilus (pine wood nematode)
Lineage: Eukaryota; Metazoa; Nematoda; Chromadorea; Rhabditida; Aphelenchoididae
Source: the annotation of a GenBank genome assembly
AUGAACAAAUGGUUUGGGAUGCAUGCCACUUUUUUGGUGAGUUUUUGAUGAAUUUUGUUUGAUUACUUUUGAUUUUGCUGCAUUCUUUAAUGUUUACGGACUUUUAGAUCGUUUUGUGCCCCCCAGUAAUCCCCUGUGCGUAGUGAUUCAACGUUUUAUCAGCUUCUGAAUGAAUUUAGCUGGGAGAGAAGGAAAUGUUGGUCUUUUGAUUGAGAUCAAGGAAUUCGCAGAGGUUGAGGCGGCCGUUAAAGGUUUGCCAUGGGGAUUCAAUGAGCUGAUAGCACUGGUCGCUGUGUGGAUGACUUGACAAGGGAAGGGCUUGGCCGCCGAGCUUUGCUAAAUUUUGGUAAGGUUUUUUUAUAUUGUUCUUCUUUUAGAGAUUUGUUAUCAAAACUGGUAUCUUCUACAAGUAUAUCUCUUGGUCCGAGAUCGUACUCGAGCCUUUGACGGAUUUUCUGAGGAUGGGAUCAGCCCAAAUAAGGAGUAUUGUAAGUUGUUUCAACCAGAUGUUCCUUUUUUGUCAUGUAUAAUAUCGGGAAAUGGCGAAAGUCUUUUUUCGAAUUGAUGUAAUUUGACUCUUACGGUUUCCAGCCAUGUAUUGAGAGAAAACCUUAAACUGGAAUGAAAUUUGGUGCCUUAUCGGCCAGUGGAUUUCUCAAACAAACGUCAAAAAGCCUCUGUGCCUAAUGGCCGCUUGGGACUCGAUCUUGUAGUCUUCUAGUUAGUUUUUUGUUUAAAAUUUUAAUUUUUUUGGAUAUUGCACAUGAUGACUUUUAUACAAUUUUACUUCCAGAUGGACCAUCUCGCCGAAAAUUUGAAGAAAUCCAAGCAGAAAAUUGAGAUCCUGUUUGAUGAGGACCAUUCCCAGCUGCCUCCAGGCUCAAUCUACUCGGUCUUGAAGAAAAAAAUCUAA